AUGUAUCGUUGGCUUACGGUAUUUCUAAUUCUCCAGACAGCCUGGACGAUAUGUGUUAUUGCACUAUGCCCAGUAACUUGGAUAAGCAACGGAAAGAAAUGUUACUAUUUUAGUAACGUAACCUUAAACUCUGAGUUAGCCACGAGCGCCUGUUUAAGUUACGGAGCAAAACUGGCCGAACCACAGACGUCACAGGAAACGGCGUUUCUGGGAAACCAAGUGAACAGAAUAAAUAAUGGAUACUUUUACAUCGGAGUGGAUGACCGAGUUCAAGAAAACAAUUGGGUGUACACGUACGAUCAAUCUAGAGUUCUUGUGUCUGACUGGGGGCCCUCUGAGCCAACUUACACAACCAACGAAAACUGUGUCGUUAUAGCAGAGAAGUCCACAAACAGAGGUCAUUGGGCUGACGUGGACUGUAAUAGACACGAACAUUUCAUCUGUGAGAAAGGCCCGUGUCCGCUGGGAUGGAUUGACUUUCAUGACAGAUGUUACUUCUUCAGUAAGACUGUUGCUAAUUACAGCACGGCCCAGGCCAUCUGUCUUUCCUUGAAUAGUGCACUUGCAGAACCUGUAUCUGUAGAAGAUAAUAGUUUUCUUGGUACACAAAUUAACAGAAUUGGCAGUGGGUAUUUCUACAUUGGAGUUAAAGAGGUGCCCGUUCGACAUUCGUGGGUGUAUUUGAGCUCUGGCGAACCUAUAGAAACCCCAGACUGGGGACUGGGAGAGCCCGACCCCGCAACCAAUGAAAACUGUGUACUCAUCGCAGAGAAACCAACCAACAGAGGGCACUGGGCGGACGUGCAAUGUUCGCGGAUGGAACAUUUCGUGUGUCAAAAGAGCUUACGGGAGACAAUCCCAGGUAUCAUCGGCUGA
Saccostrea echinata is the source of this 876-nucleotide messenger RNA. Its product is annotated as macrophage mannose receptor 1-like. The coding region runs from base 1 to 876 and encodes 291 amino acids. The transcript is spliced from 9 exons. The record is from RefSeq and is a predicted model, not a curated record. Lineage: Eukaryota; Metazoa; Mollusca; Bivalvia; Ostreida; Ostreidae.